AUGUCUGUUGAACGUCGCAUUAGAGGGUUCAAGCUGCGACAGAAGAGCCUGCUGACGUCAUUCAACGCGAUCAAGCAAUUCGUAGAUGAGUACGAUGAUGACGACAGUGAUGCAAAUGAAGUUCCUGUGCGCCUGGAGAGCCUGAUUAAGCUCUGGGCAGAUUUAAAUGCGAUCCAGAUGGAACUGGAGUCCAUCGACGAAGGAAAUCUGGACGAGCAACUGAAGCAGCGGACCGAGUAUGAAUCGGCAUACUAUCGGGUCAAAGGGUUUCUGCUGGCCAAGAAUAAAGGUUUUAACCCGAACGUCACUAAUACUCUCUCAACCAGUCGUAGUCCUCCGUCGGCAUCGCAGCAGUCAUAUGUUGAUGCAUUGUUCGAGUUCCCUUCGAUAAAAAGAGAGUCUGCUGCGGAGUUGCAUUCGCUGGUGGAGAAAUUUGAGGCCAACGUCAAGGUCCUUCAGCAGUUAGGGGAGAAGGUCCAAUUCUGGGACAUUCUAUUGAUUCGGAUGCUGAGUAUUCGCCUCGACCCGACGACGAGAAGGGACUGGGAGGAAUUUUCGACUGCGAAGGAGGCCAUUUCUUUCAAGGACCUGACGUCAUUCAUCCAGCGCAGGGUCACCGUGCUGCAGAAUAUCCAGAGCACUACGGUAGAUGUUCCUGUUUCCGGCCAAGUGAAAAAGCCAUCUCAACGACCAGUCGCUAGUCACAAUGCAGCCCCGUUCAACGCAAGGAGGUGCAUCAUCUGCAACGAUCAUCAUCCCCUUUAUCAAUGCGCUACGUUUUCCAAGAUGGGUUCAGAAGACAAGGAGAAGGAAGUUCGUCGCAAUCAUCUCUGUCGGAACUGCUUACGGAAGGGUCAUCAAGCGAAGGACUGUUCGUCAACGAGUACCUGCCGCAAGUGUCGGGGCAAGCAUCAUACUCAGCUUUGUUCCAGUCAACAACCAACCAGCUCAGGUCAGAAGACAACCAACUACACAGAUAAAAGGUCUAUGCCUGCUGCAUCUACCAGCAAUCCACUCACUGCAUCUGUGUCAGCCACCAUCGAGCCUGCCAGCUUCGCUUCCGUUAGUCAAGGACGGAAGGCAAUUCUACUUGCUACUGCUGUAGUCAUCGUUGUCGACGACAGUGGAAGAGAGCACACAGCACGUGCGCUGCUAGAUUCCGGUAGCGAAUGUUUCGUUACCGAAUCAUUCUCCCAGCAAAUCAAAGCGCAACGGAAGAAGGUCCAUCUUCCGAUUGUUGGCAUCGGUCAGUCGUCGACGCAUGCUAGGCACAAAUUGUCAACCACAAUUUGCUCUCGCACAGGAAGGUAUUCGACUAGCUUGGAAUUUCUAGUUCUUCCCAAAAUUACCAUCGAUCUGCCGUCGACUUCUGUUGAUACUUCGGCCUGGGAGAUUCCGCCGAGUAUACAGCUAGCUGAUCCGUCAUUCUGCAGCACCAACCCAAUCGAUCUCAUCUUGGGAGCAGAAAUUUUCUUCGACUUGUUCAAGGUCUCUGGUCGAAUUCCGCUUGGCGAUAACCUUCCGGUACUCGCGAACUCCGUUCUUGGCUGGGUAGUGUCGGGAAGGUCUUCUCAUGGUCAACUGAUUGCUCCAAUCAUCGCAAAUGUCGCCACCGUCAACGACGUGCACCGUCUAAUGGAAAGGUUUUGGUCCAUCGAGGAAGACAACGCCUCUCCGUGCUAUUCCGUCGAAGAAGCGGCCUGCGAGGAACACUUCCGUCGCACGGUAACCCGCAACACCGAAGGUCGAUACAUAGUUCGACUGCCACUGAAGCAGGAUGUGUUGUCUAGCCUCGUCUACAACCGUCGUACCGCUCUACGUCGUUUUCACCAGCUAGAAGGUCGUCUAGUCCGCAAUCCCAACCUGCAUCAACAGUAUCGAGUCUUUGUCGAGGAAUAUCACGCGCUAGGGCACAUGCAGCGCGUAACGGACUACGAAAAUCCUCCGACUCCAUGCUACCAUCUUCCGCAUCACGCUGUAGUGCGCGAAGAUAGCACGACGACCAAACUGAGGGUAGUUUUUGACGCGUCGUGCAAAACCCCCAACGGACCAUCGCUGAACGACGCGCUUCUGGUUGGACCAACCGUGCAAGAAGACCUGCGAUCAAUUAUAAUGCGAGCCCGAACACACCCAGUCAUGCUGAUCGCUGACAUCAAGCAGAUGUACCGCCAAGUCCUGGUAGACGAGCAGGACACUCCACUGCAGCGAAUUGUUUGGCGAGUUUCCCCCGACACUUCGAUGGAAACUUUUGAACUAAAGACCGUAACAUACGGCACAGCCAGCGCACCGUACCUUGCAACGAGAGUUCUCCAGCAACUAGCCGACGACGAGCGCGACGAGUACCCCGAAGCAGCUGAAGUUCUACGAAAGGAUUUCUACGUCGGCGAUCUGUUUUGUGGUGGACGCAACAUAGCAGAAACAACCGCUUUACGCAAGCAGCUCGACGCGCUGUUAAUCAAGGGCGGUUUCGAACUCCGCAAAUGA
Messenger RNA from Topomyia yanbarensis, 2484 nucleotides. RefSeq lists its product as uncharacterized. Gene Ontology annotation, molecular function: nucleic acid binding; zinc ion binding. The coding region runs from base 1 to 2484 and encodes 827 amino acids. The record is from RefSeq and is a predicted model, not a curated record. NCBI's taxonomy places the organism in Eukaryota, Metazoa, Arthropoda, Insecta, Diptera, Culicidae. The transcript has 2 exons.